Messenger RNA from Oncorhynchus gorbuscha (pink salmon), 993 nucleotides. Its product is annotated as ras-related protein Rab-33A-like. Gene Ontology annotation, cellular component: Golgi apparatus; endosome. The transcript has 2 exons. The coding region runs from base 1 to 720 and encodes 239 amino acids. Gene Ontology annotation, biological process: Rab protein signal transduction. Lineage: Eukaryota; Metazoa; Chordata; Actinopteri; Salmoniformes; Salmonidae. The record is from RefSeq and is a predicted model, not a curated record. Gene Ontology annotation, molecular function: GTP binding; GTPase activity.
AUGGCAAAUGAAUCUCUUGAAAAUGAUGGAGGGACCGGUUCGAGAAAUUCAAGAAAUAUAAAUUUCACAUCAUCUGUGGAUCUCAGCAUGUCAUUGGAAUCGAGUGUUCAGACUCGAAUAUUUAAAAUAAUUGUAAUCGGGGAUUCAAAUGUAGGGAAGACCUGCUUAACCUUCCGCUUCACCGGUGGGAGCUUUCCAGAGAAGACCGAGGCGACAAUCGGUGUGGAUUUCAGGGAGAAAGCAGUGGAAAUAGAGGGCGAAAAAAUAAAGGUGCAGGUGUGGGACACUGCAGGACAGGAACGCUUCAGGAAGAGCAUGGUAGAACACUACUACCACAAUGUGCACGCUGUCGUUUUUGUUUACGAUGUCACUAAGAUGAACUCAUUCCAGAACCUGAAGAUGUGGAUCCAGGAGGGCAACGGGCACCGUGUCUCACCCACUGUGCCUCGGGUACUGGUGGGCAACAAGUGUGACCUGGUUAGUCAGAUACAAGUGCCCUCCAACACUGCCCUCAAGUUUGCAGACGCCCACAACAUGCUGCUGUUUGAGACCUCGGCCAAGGACCCAAAGGAGAGCCAAAACGUGGACUCCAUUUUCAUGUGCCUUGCAUGUCGGCUGAAGGCCCAGAAGUCCCUGCUGUACAGGGAUGUGGAGAGGGAGGACGGAAGGGUUAGGCUUUCACAAGAGACAAAUAUUAAUAAGAGCAUCUGCCCUUGCUGAGGGAAAUACUGUGACUCUCCUCCACUCUGCAAUGAUUCCUCCUCUCCUUUUAAUACUGCUGUGGCUUGAAUGGAAGAAUUGAACAUAAACAACAUAAGAAGAAGAUAGUGUUCUAAUGUUAACAUUUCUUGGAGGAAUGUGCGUGCAGUUAUUUCCAUGUUUUUAUUGAACGGUCUAAUACGGUAUUGUUGUCUAUCUGUAUACACCUCUUUUUGACCCUCUUUUGCUUUACUCUCUUUCUUUGAUAUAUUAUCAUUAUCACAUUCUGUCUUU